Messenger RNA from Coccinella septempunctata (seven-spotted ladybird), 2680 nucleotides. RefSeq lists its product as uncharacterized. The record is from RefSeq and is a predicted model, not a curated record. The coding region runs from base 48 to 2513 and encodes 821 amino acids. NCBI's taxonomy places the organism in Eukaryota, Metazoa, Arthropoda, Insecta, Coleoptera, Coccinellidae. The transcript has a single exon.
UUCAACUAAAAUUUUCCUGAUUCGUUAUAAGCACUAUUUAUUCGACAAUGAGCAAUUCGAAGAAAAAAAGAAGUGACACAACAAUAGACAAGAAACGAGAUAUACCAAAGGAGAAAACCUAUAUUUCUAAGGAGGUAGAAACAUCAAUUACAAUAUUAGAAAGUCCAGAGAUAAGUGUUGUUACUGAAGCUCUCCUAUUCCUCUCGAAAUAUGCUGAUUUGAAGGACGAAAAUUUGAUACACCUUCAAAAGAAGGGUAUUCUCCCAAAACUGUUAAUGCUCCUCAAAAAACCGAUACCAAUAAUAAGACUCAGCCUGAGACUAGUAUCCAUUCUUCUCACGAAAAACGACGCAGUUUAUGAGUUGGACAACGAGAAGUACGAUGAUAUCCUUCUUGAAAUAAACGACAUGUUCAUCAAUAACCCAGAUGCACCUACCAAGGAGUUUUGCGCUGGAAUUCUUGCCAAAAUGGCGAAAUCUACAAGAAUAGUUCUGCUCAUCUUCAAGAGUGAUCUUUAUACGCCUAUAUUCCAUUUGAUCAGGACAUCAACGAAUGCUGUUCUACUCGCGAAUGUCCUUGAACUGUUUUAUAACCUUUUAGACGCUCCUACUGCAAUCUCCAUACUCUCCACAGAUAAAGCGUUCGACCCUUAUAUUCUCAUAGAAAGAAUGAAGGAAUUCGAUCCAGCUAUGACAAAGUGGAUCCUGGAGAUCUUCAAAAGAUUGACUUAUGUGAGUAUAGAUCAGAUCAUGAAGUUACUGCAAGAAUGCCAACUGGUAGAGAACCUUUUUAAAAUACUUCUGGAACCAACGAAGGCUGUAUACUUUCCUAUAACCUUCGAAAUAAUCACGAACUGCUUGCAAAACCCGAUUACGAGUAGCUACUUCGUGGAAAGCUUGGAGUUUUUGGAAUUCUGCAAAUGGUCGAAGUACUGCUCAGGUGUCUAUCUUUUACCUACAGCUAUUAUCUUGGAAAAGAUUACUAAUAUACCGUCCAUGAAACAGAUGCUUUUCGAUCUUUCUGUUGAAGACUCCAUUUUGUAUCUAUUGCGGAGCAAAGAUAAGAAAGUAUUGUCUAUAGCAUGCAGUGCUAUUUCAAAUUUGAGCACACAUCGUUACUGUUGUGAUAAAAUGUUGACACCUGUAGUUAUAAGGGAAAUAUUGAGACUGAUGGAACUGGUCGAUACCACGCCGACAAUGUACAAUGAAGUAGCAGUGGAGACAAUUCACAACUUCUGCAAACGUAACAAUAGAACGAUGAAUCUGCUCGAAGCUUACAGAGGGAUAGAUGUUAUUGUCAAAUAUUUCCAUGCAGGCCUAGAGAAUAUACCGCCCAAAACUUAUAAACAGAUUCUAGAGAUGAUUAUCUUGAUAAUAGCAACACCUUCUCGACAACAAAAAGUCCUAACAAAUGAGUUCUUCACCACCAUAAUCAAGGGCUUUCAGUUUGAUCACGAAGAAACCAAUCUGUUGUGCUUGGAAAUCAUGACGUUCUGUAUAGGUCACAAAACUUUCAGGGACAAUUUCAUCAGUAUGGGUGGUACCGAAAUAAUGAUUACACUUCUGAAAUCAACCAAAAGCAAGACGUUAUUCAAGAAUGUCCUCAUCUUCAUCCAUAACAAUCUGGUUUACAAAAAAAUGGCGGAAAUGUUUCUAAAUCAAAAUUUGGUGUUAGUACUGAAGAAUUUUCCGGAGGAGAUAAAGGAAGAUGUACCACUAGUAUACAGAUGUUUGAAUCUUUUAUAUUCGCUCUUUCUACCCCUGAAAUUUUUCGAGACUGGAAAGUUAGAAGUAUCUGAUAGGUUCAAGAACAGGUUCUACCUCAUAAAUCAGCCUUGGGAUUUUCCAUUCCCAUGUUUGGAAGUCUUGGAAUCCCAGUAUAUGUGUACCAGAAAAACGAUAUAUUUGGUGGAUUACAGAGUGGAGAGGUUCGAAGGUGGUGGUUCCAUCUCCAGCAUGAAUAAGCGUCAGAUGAAGGUGCUCAAGAGGACCAACAGUCAACAGAUGUCGGUUAACUCGAAGACCCAAAGCGAAUUUGAUCCUUUCAAGUUUGCUUGUGACCCUUAUUUAUUAGAUUAUAUUCUUUACAUGAGAAAACAUCUGUCUAAAGACUUGAAUGUUGAGGAUCAAGUAAAAAUUAUAGCCAUAUUUGUUGACGCUCAACUCUGCGGACCAAAGAAGGACUAUUCUCAUCCGCAAAAGCUACACAGUUUCAGAUUACACAUCGAAUCAUUGAAAAAGAAAUUACUGAGCAAUAUUAUACCUAUCGGAUUUUUGAAAGUAGGUUUCCACUGCGAACGAUCGCUCCUGUUCAAGGCUCUGUGUGAUAAGGUCUGCAUUCCCUGCACUCUUGUCAGGGGUGCCAACUCUCUUUACUGGAACGAGGUGCCUCUAAUUCGUCCAGGAAGAAAUAGGGGUAAUUUGCAAUAUUACGUCGUCGAUCUCAUGGAACAUGUCGGAGAGCUGUAUCCUGUUGGAUCGAGGGAUGCAAACUGUUACUGCGACAUAAAUUGACACUUUCAACAAAAUAGUUCCAUACAUCUACGUUGCACUGAUUUUUGAUAUAUACGCUGAUGAACUUUCGGAAGAUGGAAACGUGUAUAAAGAAAAAUUUGUAUCUGUUUUUGUGUGAAAUGUUUCUUGUAAAUCUUUCAAUUAAAAGGAAGAUAAAGGUGCCGAUA